Stomoxys calcitrans (stable fly) is the source of this 2330-nucleotide messenger RNA. RefSeq names its product transient receptor potential cation channel protein painless. The transcript has 2 exons. NCBI's taxonomy places the organism in Eukaryota, Metazoa, Arthropoda, Insecta, Diptera, Muscidae. The coding region runs from base 8 to 2272 and encodes 754 amino acids. The record is from RefSeq and is a predicted model, not a curated record.
UUAGAAGAUGCCUUUGAAUGUUGAGAAUUUACCUAAUGCAACGGGUGGAGUGUAUAGGGGCACACCAAUGAAACUUAAAGAUAAUUGCUGCAACGAGAUUGACUGCAGCGAUGACGAGAGAACCAAGAAUUUUUUCUUGGCUAUUACAAAUCACCAUCAUACGUGUUUUCGUCGGCUACUGGGCCAGCGUGUAGAUAUAGCAAAUAUACGCGACACCAAAAAUAAUUACUCGGCAUUAAAUUUUGCUCUAUAUUGUAGUAACAGUUAUGCACUGACAUAUUUUUUGCAAAAAGGACUAUUUGAAAAUUCUGAUAUAAAUUGGGAUGUUUGCAAUUACCUACACAAUAAUUACGCAAAUACUGUCGAAUGUAUGGAAGUGCUUGCCGAGUUCAAAAUGAUUUCUGAAGAACAGAUAAAUGAAUUUUUAUCACACGCAACAUUGAUGCCUGACAAGUUAAUGCUGGAGUUUUUGAAAAGAGGAUUCCUUUUGUCACUCAAAUCGCCCGUGUUCUUUGUAAAAGUAGUCGAACCAAAUGUUCUAAGUGAGUUAUUCGAUAGUUUCAUAAAGGUGGACGAAUAUAAGGAUAUAACCAUAGACUAUUCGAAUUUUUACAAAAACCACUUCGAAGCCGGAAUAACGAUUGCCACACAAAUGGAGAUCAUCGAAGCCAUCGGCAGUCGGAGGGCGAACAAAAAAUUAUUUGGACAUCCGGUCAUAAACAUUUUUUUGGAUUUUAAAUGGAGAGAGCUAAGUCGCCUAUUUCAUCUUAACUUCUGGCUGUAUAUCUUCUUUGUCUGUUCUUGUGUACCAUAUAUUCUGCUGAAGCUGCAUAACAGUGAAGAUUGGAUCAACAUUUUCUGUUUUUUCACAGCUUUGGGAGUGAUCUAUUUGAUGGUGCGUGAGUGCUUGCAGUUAGCAAUGGACUAUAAGCAAUAUCUGUGGGACCCAUGGAAUUAUAUGGAAUGGGCGAUGAUUGGCUUGGUCAUAGCACUCUGCGUAAACCACACUUUUGACAAGUAUACCCUGAAUUGGAUGUGCUCCCUCACCAUAUUGUUGCUCUCAAGUGAACUGCUGCAAAUGUUGGCCUAUAUGCCAACAUUGUCAUUGGCUUUGCGCAUGCAUAUGUUUCAGAUGGUAAUGAAGAGUUUUUUAAAGAAUUUCGUCUUUUAUUCACUUUUUGUGGCGGCCUUCGGUUUAUGUUUCUACAUUAUGAUUGGCCUUAAUGGCGAACCCAAGGAAAGUGGAUUGAAUGGAUUCAAUAGUACUGUAAAUGUUAUACUCAAGUGCACAGCCCUGAUGAUUGGAGAACUGGAUGCAUCAGAAAUGGAGUUCCAUGACACUUUUUCAAUAGUUCUAUUUUUGGCAUUCAUUUAUGUGGUGACCAUCGUUUUGUUCAAUUUAAUCAAUGGUACUGCCAUUAGUGAUGUUCUGGAAAUUGAAAAAGAUGCCAAAAUAAACGAAGCGCUGCAACGCUUAAAAUUCCUGGCUGCUAUGGAUUUGCAUUACAAGGCAUGGCAAAAAUUGCAUUUUCUAAAUGAUAAUUGUAUUGUUCGCAACUCCCAACGUCUGAUAUUGGACAAGGUCAAAAUAUAUACGAAUACGGGUGAGGCAACUGCAUUUUUCCGCUUUCCUACAACUCAAGAUGAAACGCAUCAUGCACCAAAUACGUUAACGAGAGGAUUAAGCCAAGAAGCUACAGAUAGUCGCACCAAUAUUGACAGUGCAGAAGAUGUUGUUGAACUUGAUCCCCAAGAAACAGAGGCAUUCAUUCAUCAUCAAACGCAACAUGCAACAACUGAUGGGACUAGUGACAAUGACGAAGUCGGUGUUGAAGUUGAGGAAAUUGUAGACAAUGACAAUGAGGAAACCGUUGGUGAAAGUGAACCUCCCGCAUCACCUGCAGAAACAGAGACAUUCACUCACGAUCAAACGCAUCGCAUAUUAAAUACGAUUACGAGUAAACUACGCGACGUAGCAAAACCUUUUCGCACGUGCAUCAACAAUGGCAAUGCAGACGACUUUAUUGAAAUUGAACUUGAAACAUUUAAACGAGAUCGCCAUAACAUCGGACCAGGUUUUUUUGUAUGUGAUCCAAUCGUCCUAGAUGAUCGUACAACUCAAUGCGUAAAGGAUAUAGCAAAAAAAUCGCAGAAUAUGAAGGAUGAUAGAGAGCAAGCUCGAAAUAAAAUGAGAAUGGUAAUCGAAGAGACUUUAGCCUUGUUUUAUUUAAGAACUCGAAACGGCAGUUUACCGAACAUUGAAUGGAAUUGACAUCUAUCCAAUACAAUGAUGUCGUGUAUAAGUAAUCUGUGCCGUCUUAUUUUAGAAC